This is a messenger RNA of Colletotrichum acutatum, 1170 nucleotides long. Its product is annotated as PAP2 superfamily-domain-containing protein. Gene Ontology annotation, molecular function: phosphatidate phosphatase activity. The transcript has a single exon. NCBI's taxonomy places the organism in Eukaryota, Fungi, Ascomycota, Sordariomycetes, Glomerellales, Glomerellaceae. Bases 1 to 1170 code for a protein of 389 amino acids. Gene Ontology annotation, biological process: phospholipid metabolic process. The record is from RefSeq and is a predicted model, not a curated record.
AUGCUCGAUAUUCCCCUUGAGGACCUCCAGAAUCGUGGUCCCUUCGAAUCCCGUCGACCCUAUUCAUCGAUUUCGGAUCCCAGCGGCGCACAUCGCAAACGCCAGACAAUGGGGAAUCUCAUCUUGAUUCUAUCCUAUGCCAUCGAUUGGGUUUUACUCAUCGCAUUUGCCGUGGCAGGCCUACUGCUUGGCAAUCUGUCGCCACAAAAACGGCCUUUCAACCUGGAGAACCCAGAUAUUAGCUUUCCGCUCCACAGCGAUACCGUUUCUGUGACGAAUCUACUACUCCUAAGCGUCGCAUUACCAAUAGUGGUGAUCUUUGGAGUAGUCAUACUGUUCGUACCCGGGGGAACAGUUCCCAGAGAUACGCCAAGGUCCCUUGUCUGGAGUAGGAAGAUUUGGGAGGUACACGCAGGAUGGCUGGGGCUCAUUCUCUCGGUCGUGACGACCUGGUUCAUCGUGAGCACAACAAAGAACCUACUCGGGAAACCUCGACCGAAUGCGUUGGCCCGCUGCCAGCCCGAUCUCGACAAUCUGGCCCGGUACAUUGUUGGUGGCAUAUCAAACACCACCACCGUCGCCAUGGGACAGCUCGUAUCGGCCGACAUCUGCACCAACCCUGACAAGAGUGUUAUUGAUGAGGGGUUCCGCAGCUUUCCGUCCGGACACUCAUCCGUCGCAGCUUCAGGACUGAUCUAUCUCAUGCUCUUCUUGGCGAGCAAACUUGGGGUAGCCGCGCCGUGGGCACCUCAAGGGGUACACCUGGGAGCUACCCAUCACUCUGCUUUCCCUUCGCGCAUCGAUGGGGAGAGCUUGGCGGGAGACGGCCAGGCUGGCAGGCUCCCUGAGCAGGUCAUACCGUUUCGAAGACAAGCAGCAGCUCCACCCGUCUAUCUAGUGGUCCUCACCCUUGUUCCGUUUGCGUUGUGCAUCUUUAUCUGCGCUUCCAGAUGGUACGACUUCCAACACCACGGCUUCGAUAUCUUGUUCGCUUUCGCUAUCGGCGCUACCUCAUCUUACGUUGCGUUCCGCUUCUACCAUCUACCUAUUAGUGGAGGCGCUGGUUGGGCUUGGGCCCCUCGAAGCGAAGAUUCCGCGUUCUGGGCAGGUGUGGGCAAACAAGGAUAUCGCCACAGUUCGACCAAGCUUCGGCAAGAUUCUGUAUGCUGA